ACCCCUUAAAAAGCCCACGCGUUGUUGUACAAUAACCUUCAAAAUGACAAACAAAAAGCAGAAAAUUAACCCCAAAAAUUCUCUGCUGCCGCAGAGUUUCUCAAAUCAGAAAUUUCCAUAAAAUAAUAAUUCAUAUAUAUUCUGCGAGGGGUUCCGUGAUCGUUUUGGCUCAAUAGUUGGUUUGAUUUCGCCGACUGGAUUUCUGGUGGUUUUUUGCUGUUACAAAAUUCAAGUUUGGCAUGCUCGUGGAAUUGAAUGCUGCUGCUCCUCUCCUGGUUUGUGGAGGAGUCCAUUCCCUGUAACUAUGUCUUCUUCUGCGAAAAUUCUCUGCCCCCCAAAAAAUUCUGCUCCAGCAGACGAUUGGACUGUUGUCUUGCCGCGUCGAGGGAAGAGGAAUUGUAGUUCUCACAAGUUUGUGAUUCCAGCAAAAAAAAAAGAAAAGCAACCUUGGGCUCCAAUAGAUGUUGAAACAGACACCAAAAGAGAAUCAAAAUUGAUGCAAAAGAUGCAGAAUUAUAUCCAGAAACUUGAGAAUACUGAUUUCUGUCUUACUUUCUUCGACCAAAUGCAAAGUCCUGAAAUGACGAGUAGGUUUCUCAAGGCCUUGGGUUCAGAAGAAAAGAUGCAGAUGGUGAUAUAUGGUAUUGGUAGCAUUGAAUCAUUUGAACCCCCUCGAUUGCAGCUUAGUCUUGCACUUUUGAUGAAGAGGAAAUUUGAUUGGAUUGGAGCAAUAGAAAUAUUCGAUCCGAUAAUUUCUUUGACUGAAUUUAAGGUCUUGACAUCUCUGGGUUGUUCCGUGCUAUCCAUCAAUGAGCAAGGUCGCCGACUGGCGCAAAAACCUACAAUGUUCUUCAUGCCGCAUUGUGAGGCAGAGCUGUAUGACAAUCUCUUGGAAGCAAAUUGGAGAGUGGAUCGACUGAAGCGGCUUUUAUUGUUGGGGAAUAGUUUUAGUGCAUACGAGCAGCAUGUAUCAAUCUGCAAGAGUUUAGAUGUUGCCAAGACAAGGAAGCAUAUCUUGUCUGUCAGGAGAUUCACUGAAGAGUUUAGGGUCAAUACCUUUUCUGAUGAUUCUUUUCGAGCCUUUCAUGGUUCAAGUUGGCAUUUUUUCAACCCUGUUACUGAGGCAGAAUUGCAUUUGGCAAAUGACAGUUGAGUUUUCAGAUUAUGACGUUGAUUUAUAUGGUAGGCACAAUUAUACUCUUAGCCCUUGUUUACUUCGGCUCCAUUUGGUUCGUGUGAUUAGGUAUUAUACAAUUAUUUGUCAUGACUAUAUGUUUGGUUAGUAUUAUUACAAGCAGACGCAGUCUUAUUAA
Sesamum indicum (sesame) is the source of this 1313-nucleotide messenger RNA. RefSeq names its product protein SENSITIVITY TO RED LIGHT REDUCED 1. Lineage: Eukaryota; Viridiplantae; Streptophyta; Magnoliopsida; Lamiales; Pedaliaceae. Gene Ontology annotation, cellular component: cytoplasm; nucleus. The record is from RefSeq and is a predicted model, not a curated record.